GAACGGACGAGAAGUGAAUUUAAUCUGUCAAGUGUCAAAUAGAGAAGUGUUGUUUCGUCAUUUCGACCAUUAAAGAGAUACUUCAGAUUUUCAAACUACAAAAAAACGAAAGAAAAAGAGAAAGAGAAUUUAACAUUUAAUUAAACCGCAAUUACAUACGCGCGAGAUGUAUCGGUGGCAUAUGACACGAGCGAUUAAAUGAUAUUUAUUACAACGGAAAAUAGGUUAUGCUCCGUACAUCGGCGAUUAAGGCGACGAACUCCGUUGCAAGUCGCGUGUUAUUUCGUGGCGCUUUCCUUCGUAUAGGAAUCAAUGGCUCGAUCGUCCGUGUCAGCGCAAUGCGACUUGGUGGCGUCUUACAUGGACGGGGUUCAUGUAAAAAUCGCAGAAGCCUAUAAACCACCAAGGAAGAUUGGCUUACCUGUCGCGUAUAACAACCGAUUGCCGGAUAUAUCGAAGUUAACGUACGACUUCAGCUUAGAAAAAUCGGUACUUGAAAAGAUGAGCGAAUGGCGCAAAGUUAGACAGGCCUACAGCAAGGCACGUCAAGCUCGGCUGAAAGAGAAGAAGAAGAAAGAGAGAGAGGAGACUCCUCCAUCGCCUCCACCAUUGGAUUGCGUAAAGCAGCUACCUAUUAAUGCGCCACCCGCUCCAGAAACGACAAUACUCACGCCACAGCCACUGUCACCUCCAGCAAAUGACUUUCAAGAUCAUGUAAAAAUCAAUGGGGGUUUGGACUUUGCCGACUUCGAUAAUGACACGAGCAGUCCCUUUGAUAAUAUGGAAUUGAAAACUAUCAAUGACAUGGAAGAAUUAGCACAGGUUUUACAACCUCGGUCGCAAUGGAUGCCUGCAGGAAAAUUGGAGAACAUUAUAAAUGAACUAACGAUUGAUGAUACAUCCGAGAUUUGCAAGGAGGAAGAAGCCGAUACGGAGAGUCAUGUCGAUGACGAAGCCGACAAAGAUACACAUAGCAUCGAAAAUCAUCGUAGCGUUUCGACAAUAAUGCAGGAACUUCAAAAAGAAUUAGAACGGCCUGUUAUGGAGAAUUGGAAGCCGUGGCCCGAUUUGGAGAGUCCAGAUAGCGACGCGCAUGUAGUCCCAAGAUACGACAACGUAAUGUCGUCGAAUCACGCAAAAUCGCUAGCAGACUUGUUAUCAGGCAUGACGGAGGAUGAUCUAAAGUUGAUCAUGCAAUUGAGUGACAUGGGAUUUCCCAAAUGCAGAGCGGCGCGCGCGGUACUGGAACUAGGUAGAAUGCACGAGAAGAAGAUCGUGGAAUAUUUAUUAGCCGUCCAAUCCUUAGAAGAGACUGGCGUCCCGAGUGACUAUGCCGAGACAGCGCUGACGCUCGCGCAGCACGAUCAAUCCAAAGCAAAGAUGUACUAUGAAAAUUUAUGCACGUUGAAGGAUCUAGGAUUUCCCGAAGACGAAGCUUCCGCGGCAUUAGUAAAGUGUAACUUUGAUCGUGACAAGGCAUUAGAUCUUCUGAUCGCUUGAGUAGACAAUUGACUCGCCAU
Messenger RNA from Trachymyrmex septentrionalis, 1520 nucleotides. RefSeq lists its product as uncharacterized. The record is from RefSeq and is a predicted model, not a curated record. NCBI's taxonomy places the organism in Eukaryota, Metazoa, Arthropoda, Insecta, Hymenoptera, Formicidae. Gene Ontology annotation, biological process: ubiquitin-dependent protein catabolic process via the multivesicular body sorting pathway. Gene Ontology annotation, molecular function: ubiquitin binding. Gene Ontology annotation, cellular component: ESCRT I complex. Bases 313 to 1500 code for a protein of 395 amino acids. The transcript has 4 exons.